Messenger RNA from Pogonomyrmex barbatus (red harvester ant), 1513 nucleotides. Its product is annotated as zinc carboxypeptidase-like. Gene Ontology annotation, molecular function: zinc ion binding; metallocarboxypeptidase activity. Lineage: Eukaryota; Metazoa; Arthropoda; Insecta; Hymenoptera; Formicidae. The record is from RefSeq and is a predicted model, not a curated record. Gene Ontology annotation, biological process: proteolysis.
UUGCUGUUUGAAAUGCAGCCGAUAGUCCGUGUUUAUAUCAGCCGCAACAUACAUUCAUCAACCUAAAAACCUUACACGCGGCCUCAAAAACCCUGCGCACUGUUGACCAAUUGAAUUUUGUAUCUGAUUCUGUUUUUUUUGCGACUGGUGUGUCGCGACGGACCUUUUCUUCAAUUUGUUCACUUUUAAACAAUCAAUUUGCCGAGAUAAGACGUCCGUCACAUAGUGCAUGAAGAAGGGAAUAAUUACGGAAACAUAAUGUGGAAGACAAUAAUAUUGUGUGCAAUUGUCAACUUGAUAAUUGCCGAGAAUUUUCGCAACUACAAAGUCUUCAGAAUAACUCCAACUACAAAGGCACAAGUUGAAUUAUUACACCAGUUGAGCGAAAAUCACGACUUUACCUUCUGGAAAGAACCUUUUGUAAACAUGCAAGCAGAUCUUAUGGUAGCCUCGCACAAAUUGUCAAUAUUCAACAGAAUAAUGGACGAGUCUAAAAUAUCCUAUAAAGUUUUUAUUGAGGACAUUCAGACACUGAUCGAUCAAACAAUACCCGUAAAUCAGUCAACUUCGUUCAAUUUUACAAGUUACCAUACUCUCGAUGAAAUUUAUAAAAACUUCGAUGAUCUGGCUGAACAGUAUCCUGACAAAGUAGAGGUUGUUGUAGCCGGCACAACUUAUGAAAGACGUCAGAUUAAAGGUGUCAAAGUUUCCUUUAAACCUAAUAAUCCCGGAGUCUUUAUCGAGGGUGGCAUCCAUGCUAACGAAUGGAUAUCGCCGGCAACUACCAUGUAUGUUUUGCAUCAACUUUUAACCAGCAAUGAUCCGGAUAUUAGAGAGCUCGCAGAGAGGCAUAAUUGGUAUAUAUUUCCCGUAUUCAAUCCGGAUGGAUAUGUAUACACGCAUACUACCGAUCGAUUAUGGAGAAAGACACGUGAGCCGCAUUUUCCAAUGUGCACAGGUACCGAUCUCAAUAGGAACUGGGGUUACAAAUGGAAUAGUGGUGGCGCCAGUAAUUUCUCAUGUUCCGAAAUGUACGCUGGAAGUGGACCAUUUUCUACUACAGAAGCGAUGACAAUGUCUAAUUAUAUUAAUUCCAUUUCUAACAAAUUUUAUGCGUAUAUCGUGUUCCAUUGUUAUGCACAGGUUUUGAUGUUUCCUUAUGCUUACACAACAAAGAAGAUCAAAAAUUAUGAUGAAAUGUAUGACAUCGCUUCAAAAGCAAGUGCGUCUCUUAAAAAGAGAUAUGGAACUGAGUAUCAGGUUGGAAGUAUUGCCGAGAAAGCUUACAUAUCUAGUGGCUGUACUUCGGAUUAUAUGACAGACGUGUUAAAUAAAAUUGAUUUCGUUUAUGAGUUGCGUGAUCAAGGUACUUAUGGUUACUUGUUGCCUCCUGAGCAGAUUAUCCCAACUGGACAAGAGACCAUGGACUCUCUUAUAACCUUGUUUAAAGAAGUAAAAGCACGUGGAUAUCCCAAAAAUAAAAUUGAAGCUUAAUAAAUUUAUUGCACAGUUU